CUUUGAUACUUUGAAGUAACAACAAAAUUCCUGGUGAAUGUUGCAAUGACCACAAGGAGGUAGCGUUCGGAUUUUAGUGAUGUGAGCCAUGAGAUGCUUGGGUAAAAGGGGAGCCAGUGUGCUGCAGAUCUGGAGAGACGCGCAGACGCGCAUUGCACCCACUUGUGCUAGCUUGUGUGGAUCACACCCAAGUAAUCUUCCCAGAUUGGAUCCCAGUGAUGCAAGGGAUGGAUGGCAGCUGUACCACCCAAGGACCAAGAUCACCGUGAAGACCACUACAAAGUCCCAAAGAUUCAACCUCGCAAUCAAGCCCGAUAGGGAGGCUGCAAUCAGGCAGUUUUGGGAGGAGUCCCGAGGAGUGGAGGAUCUGGCAUGCUUGCAUCGAUUUGCCAAUUUCGCCCGCAUAUACCCUCGCUACCGGGACCUGGACUACCUUCGGGCAUUCCUGCCACAAUGGGAUUCUGCCAUCGAUCGCAUCAUCGUACACGACAGGGGCAUGCAUCCAGCAAAUGAGCUUGCUCGAAAGCAUCCGUUCAUCCUCAACUGCAAGCUGGAGCCCUUGCGUUGGGCAAAACUGGCGGUGAGGGGUAGGUUGCCUGUGUACACCUGGACCACGGUCCUGGCUGACCUGAAACGUAACACAGGUGUGGGCAAAUCCUGCAUCACAGAUACACACUCCAGCACCAUCAAAUUCAAGAACCCAAACCGCGACUGGCAGCCUCCUCACAUGCUGCAGCCCAGCAAAGACCAGGAUGCCCUGGAAUCUGGCGAUGAUAAUGAGGCAGAUGACCGCUGGCUGGAAGCUGCAGAGGAUGCACGCCGGGAGCUUCAAUGAUUGCCUGGCCUGGAUGUCAGUCCUUCAGAUCCGCUGAGGCGCACCUGGCAAUUGGGGAGUUUAAGUGUGUUUGAGAAAGUCACAAUGCAGUGAGUGUUUUGUACUUUUGACAUGCCGUGGGUGGUGAGAGGGGCAAUGAGAAUGCUGCUUUAAAGUUGAUUGAGAGACGCUUGGACUGUGUCCAGGUGAUGCUUUUGAUAGAAUUGAGAGAUUGGGAAGACUGACAUUCAGCAAUUCAGCACGGUGCUUGUGUUGCUUUGCCGAGCACGCCAGCAACUUGUACUUUCAAAUUUCUUGUGUAGCUACAUGCAUGGGAUUUGGACUGUUAGACUGGUCAUAGAGGGUCCAGCACUGCACAUCAUAUUAACAAGAAGAACAAC
Molecule: messenger RNA, 1215 nt
Organism: Coccomyxa subellipsoidea C-169
Lineage: Eukaryota; Viridiplantae; Chlorophyta; Trebouxiophyceae; Coccomyxaceae
Exons: 5
Coding region: 89-835 (248 amino acids)
Source: RefSeq, a predicted model, not a curated record